Messenger RNA from Silurus meridionalis, 4591 nucleotides. RefSeq names its product trafficking protein, kinesin binding 1a (gene trak1a). Gene Ontology annotation, molecular function: GABA receptor binding. Gene Ontology annotation, biological process: anterograde axonal transport of mitochondrion; neurogenesis; endosome to lysosome transport. The record is from RefSeq and is a predicted model, not a curated record. Gene Ontology annotation, cellular component: dendrite. Lineage: Eukaryota; Metazoa; Chordata; Actinopteri; Siluriformes; Siluridae.
AUGACAGAUGUGUGUAACAGCACGGAUCUUCCAGAGGUGGAAAUCAUCAGUUUGCUGGAGGAGCAGCUCCCUCACUAUCAGCUGAGAGCAGACACUAUAUACGGCUAUGACCACGACGACUGGCUCCACACGCCACUCAUUUCCCCCGACAUCAACAUCGACCUGACCGUCGAGCAGAUCGAGGAGACCCUCAAAUACUUCCUUCUGUGUGCUGAUAGAGUGGGCCAGAUGACUAAGACGUACAAUGACAUCGAUGCUGUUACACGUUUGCUUGAAGAGAAAGAACGGGACUUGGAGUUAGCAGCACGCAUAGGACAGUCACUGCUGAAGAAAAACAAAACCCUGAGUGAAAGAAAUGAGUUUCUGGAAGAGCAGGUGGAGCACAUAAGGGAGGAGGUUUCUCAGCUGCGUCAUGAUCUCUCUAUGAAGGAUGAACUGCUCCAGUUCUAUACCAGUGCUGCUGAGGAAAGCGAGGGAGAGUCGGUCACCUCUACCCCGAUCCCACGGAAUGAUCCCUUACUGUCAGUGCCAAAUUUCUUCCCACUGGACUCGCUGCAAAAAAAGCUCCAAGACCUGGAGGAGGAGAACGUUGUGCUGCGGUCUGAGGCGUGUCACCUGGAGACAGAGACCAUCUCAUACGAGGAGAAGGAACAGCAGCUGGUUAAUGACUGUGUGAAAGAGCUCAGGGAUGCUAACCUACAGAUCUCGUCACUUGCGGAGGAGCUGGCGAAGAAGACGGAAGAUGCAUCCAGGCAACAGGAAGAGAUAACGCACUUGCUCUCUCAGAUUGUAGACCUCCAGAAAAAGGUUAAAUGUUAUGCCUUAGAAAAUGAGGAGCUCACACAGCAUCUGGGAGCUGCCAAGGAUGCGCAGAGACAACUUACUGCUGAGCUACGUGAGCUGGAGGAUAAAUAUGCAGAGUGUAUGGAGAUGCUGCAUGAAGCCCAAGAGGAGUUAAAGAACUUCAGGAACAAGACAGUGCCUCAAAGCACACCGCGUCGCUUUCACUCGCUCGGCUUUUUCCCCAUGGACUCCUUAGCUGCUGAAAUUGAAGGGACUAUGAGGAAAGAGAUUCAGAUGUCUGACCCAGAAGUGGAAGAUCAGAGGUUACACCCGAAGAAAGUAUUCCAAACAGUGCGCAACCUCAAUCAGGUGGUUCGCCAGCGCUCGCUCUGUCCUUCCCCCAUGAACAUCCCCGGCUCCAAUCAGACGUCUUCCAUGAAUUCUCGACACUCCAGCUGCUUGAGCACACCUAGAUCCAGUGUUUAUGGAGGAGAAGGGAGUGUCACCGACAACCGCACCAACAGCAUGAUGCUGGAAAGUCACAGUCCACAGGAAUGUUUAGAAGACUCGAACAAGAAGCCUGGUAUUCCUGGCACACCCGGUUCUCACGACCUAGAGGCAGCACUACGGAGGCUCUCGCUUCGACGCGACAACUACCUGAGCGAGCGGCACUUUUUUGAGGAAGAAAGAGAACGCAAGCUGCUGGCACUAGCUGCGGAGAAGAGAGAGCCAUGUGGAGACAGUGAUGGAGAAGGAGGAGGAUCACUCACACAUGAAGACAGCAUCCUGUCUCUGGGCACUUUGCACUCUGUCUACUCUUUCUACAGCAAUCGUUCCUACCUGCCUGAGAAGCUGCAGAUCGUCAAGCCUUUGGAAGGGUCUGCGACGCUGCAUGCGUGGCAGCAGCUGGCUCAACCUAACCUUGGUGGCAUUCUGGAUGCUCGGCCAGGGGUAGUGACCAAAGGCUUCCGCCAUCUCCAUCUUGACCUUGAGGAAGUUUUUAAAUUUACAGACUUGGAGGAAGAUGAACCAGGAGCGCAUCAGAAUUCUCCACCCACUCUCUCUACCUCAGGCCUGGGAUCGUUGCCCUGUUCACCAAAAUCCAACCUGCACCGGCCGGGGGAGCAGCACCGUGAAGAGAGACGUGGGCCAGAGCCAGGGGUUCAGGAGACAAAUGGAGAAGCACAGGACGAGGCAGAGAAUUUGGCAUCUGCGUACAGUGAACUCACAACUACCUCAUCGCUGCCUGCCAUGUGCUGUCACAGUGGUUUUGAGUAUAUGCAUUUUCCUGGUAAAUGUAUGUCUCACACAAACUCCACGUACACUUUCACUACCUGCCGGAUUCUCCACCCCUCUGAUGAGCUGACCAGAGUCACUCCCAGUGUGAUGGCAGCAGGUCCCUCCAUGGCCCCCUGUGUGAAGAGCAUCAAUAGUGUGCACUCUACGCCAGCCUCUACCCCCUGCACGCCACGCCGCCUCAGCCUGGCUGAGAGCUUCACUAAUCUCCGGGAGCAUACCAAGACCACCAGCACCUCUCUGGGCUUGGUACGCCUCCUACAGCAACGUGGGAUUUCUGCAACUGUCUACAACCCUCACAGCUGGGACCGGGCUGAAAACACACCUAACAAAGCCACCUGUUUCAGAACAUUCCCCAGUGCCCCAGGCCAAGACACCCUGCCCUCGACACCCCCAAACUCUCCCACCAAAUCUAAACCCAGCAGUCCUGUGCUGCCUAUAGACUUCAGCCCCUCUGACCCACCUUAUGAGAACUUCCUUGCUUCACGGCCCGCCAGUUCUAUUCUGAAGGAGAUGCGGGGCGCUGAGACCAAGCUGCGCACGGAAUCCCAGUGCCAGACAGACAUGAGCAUACACAAUCUGCAGCUUGUGGACAAGGUAAAACGCUUCAGCCUUGGCCCAAGAGCUGUAACUCCAGGUCCAGGGCUUGGUUUAGCCACGCCUCACUUCGGGACGCAACCUGGACUGCCCAGCCCCAUAGGAGGACUGACUGGAAUUCGGAGAAACCGAAGUUACCCGGUUAUGGUAGGGGCUAGUAUGGCAAUGAAGGGAUUGGGGCCACAUAGUGAAGACUUGCUCCUGCCCCCCAAACAUUCUAUACAAGAUGGCCUCAGUGAGGAGUGAGCACUACCUCACUGUCAUCUCUGUAUAUAUGUGGAAAAAUACAUUGUUCUCAUAGCAGAUCAACUGCGCCUGUAAAAGAGAUUUGUAUAGAUAAUUUUGUAUAGUAUCUGUAAAUUUAAUACCAUUUUAUUACUAUUUUGUCACACAUACACUGCAAUUCAGCCAGGCCACAGUAUGUUUUGUUGAUUCUUUAAUCCCCUACUGUUUAAAAUGUGAAAUAAUUGCACUUCUGCAUCACAAAAAACUGUAGCAUAAGGCCUUUUUGUAAGCACUUUGAUUUUGACUGCUUAAGCAUUACUCUGCUAAAAAACACCAUGACCCUGUAAUCAUAUAUAUUGUGCUAAUGUGCUCUUCCAAAGCCCAAAACACCUCUGAUUGGCUUAUACAAAAAAGCUGAAACACUAAUAACAUCCUUAUGCUAAUCCUAGACAGAACAAUAAAAAACGUGUUAGCACCCAGUUAAUGCCGCUGAUUUUAACCCUUUCUGCGCCCUCAGAAGAAUCCUAUUAAAUUAUUAAUGUUUAAAAUAGCAUAGAUGUACUUGCCCACACCAUUAUUUCUGUAAUUGCCUACAUCAGCCUUACAUGGCCGUGUACGACUGCAUCAUAGCAUAUUAAAUCUUUCAAAUGGUUUGUUAUAUAAUGCUUAUUACCAUGUAAUAAACAUUUUAAACAGCCCUUAAAAGGGGCCCUGUUAGGAAAUCUGCAGUAGCACAACAAGGGGAAUGCACAGUACUGUACUUUAUCUGAGAGUUCAGGGUUGUAGUGAAGAGCUGUAAGGAAUCAAAGACAGGUGUUUCAGUGGUAGGAAUGGGGGCUAGACCAAUGUUCUUUAUAAGUGUGUGAAUUAACAAGCCAUUUAAAAAAAACAACAACUCAAAGGCAAAAUAUUUACAACCUCCAGGAUAACAAUGGUGUCCAGUUCUUCUGAUAGAAACGUGAAACUCCGCACUGAAGCUUCUGACCAGUAUCCUGUUCUAUUUCAAAGCUGUAAAAGUGUGUGUGUUUUAGAUGAGAGGUCAUUUCUCUCCAAAGACUGAUCCGUAAGCUUUAAUUGCAUUGUGCGAGUUUGUCCUUGGACAGCAGAUUCCUAGUGCCUGAUGUCAAUAAUUGAUGAUUGAACCUUAUUUUGAGUGACUAAAGACUUUGCCUCAGAAUGUAUGUGUUAACACUGUAACUACGGUUGGUGCUGCCCUAACAGAAAGGUUUUUAAUGUUGCAAUGAAGUUUUGAAUUUAAUAUAUGAAGGAUAUUUGAUUCUCGAGAAAUGACGUUGUCUAGAAAGCACAUAACUAAUUUUGGUCUAAACUAUGCCUGUAUUUUUUUAUAAAUAUUAUUAUUGCAAUCAUGUUCUUAGUUGCAUUGAAAGGUUGUUACAGAGGUAUAUGCACUUCCCCUCGACUUGAAUAUAUUGGUAUUGAAUGUAUUGCAGAAUCACAGAAGGGUGUCCUACAUGACUGAAUGUUCAUUGCAGUUACGAGUUUUAUUUCCUGACGCCACAUAAAGGGAAGAUUUGUCACUUGUACACUGUAAAUUGUAAAGAUAGAAAUAUGUUUUAUAUAAAAUACCAUACAUUACUGAGUAAAUGAAGUGUCCGAAAGAAAAAAAAAUACUGAUUAGUUUUCAGGAAGUUUGAAUGCAGAAAAGUCAUCAAUAAAUGAAUUAAUGCAA